UAUAGCUGAAGUACAAGAAUUACAUUCUGAAUUAAUGUGGAAGGAUUUUAUAGACCACAUCAGUAGUCUCCUGCACAGUGUUGAAGUAGAAGUCAGUUACUUUGCAGCUGGAAUUAUUGCCCAUUUAAUAUCCAGAGGUGAACAAGCUUGGACAUUGAGCCGUAGCCAGAGGAAUUCUCUUUUGGAUGAUUUGCAUUCAGCUAUUUUGAAAUGGCCAACUCCAGAGUGUGAGAUGGUAGCAUACAGGUCUUUUAAUCCAUUUUUCCCAUUACUUGGCUGUUUCACAACACCAGGAGUCCAGCUAUGGGCAGUUUGGGCCAUGCAACAUGUCUGCAGCAAGAAUCCUUCAAGGUAUUGCAGCAUGCUGAUUGAAGAAGGAGGAUUGCAGCAUUUAUACAACAUCAAAGAACAUGAACAGACUGAUCCCCAUGUUCAACAGAUUGCUGUGGCCAUUCUGGACAGCUUAGAAAAACACAUUGUACGCCAUGGGAGGCCACCUCCCUGUAAAAAGCAGCCCCAAGCCAGACUAAAUUGAUAGCCAUAGGUAAUUGGAUAAUUGAAUCACAGGAAUCCUUUUUGUGAUUGGUCCAUUUGGAAUAUCUUACCCUUUGUGAUUUUUUGAAGGUAUCUAUGACAAGACUCAUAAGAUCAGUUUGGAAUUGAUAAUGUAUAGUAUUGCCCAUGUGAACAGUCUCUAAUUUCUCUUGUGAUUUUUAACUUAUGAGGCAAGAAGGGUCUGUUCCUUCAUCAUUGCCUUUUAGGAAAUUUUCCACAUCUUUCAGUGUUUGAACUUACCUGUGCUUGAGAUUCUACAAUUUUAUGAUAAAGUUUGCACGAAUCCUUAGGCCAGACUUUUCUGAUCUCAAAGUCCCUUCCGAUAAGUUUGCAGCUUCAGAUAAAUUGUUAAUCUGAUUUCUGGCACUGCUUCAGCUGUAAAUUUUAUACUGCUUCUGUAUAAAAUGCCUUUAUUCUCUGUGUAUCCUUUAUAAGAUGUCCUUCUUAUUGUGAAAGAAUGGAAAUCUGGGCUACUUACUGGUAGGAACCUGGAUGGCUGGCAGAAAAAAUAUAUUAGAAAAUCUAUUAAAGGAGAACAGAGUUUAGGAACUGGGAAUUGCUUUCAUGGUAUAGUUUUUAAAGUGGGGUUUAGGAACUGGGAAUUGCGUUCAUGGUAUAGUUUUUAAAGUGGGGUUUAGGAACUGGGAAUUGCGUUCAUGGUGUAGUUUUUAAGGUGGGACAGGCUAUUCCCCUGGAGCCCACCUUUCUUGAAGCAGUGAGCAGAAGCCUGUUCUCCAUAUUUAUGCCUGGAAGCACGAACCGCUAUUUCCUGCACAGACUACUGGUUAUUCUCUAGAAAUAUUUCCCGAAGCAUCACAGUGUAAAAUAUUACAGCAUUCUGUGUUAAAGACUAACUGUCCAAAUCUCUAUAUGUUAUAUUAUUGUGAAAAUGUGAAUUUUUAGAAAAUUGUCACCGGUUAAAACUGACCAUUCUUUUCCCUCUAUUUCAAAGUCAUUUUGUUCAGUGAAAUAAAGACUACACAUGGUGUUAACCUGAUCAGUUAAAAUACAAUUGACAACAGUAAA
This is a messenger RNA of Galeopterus variegatus (Sunda flying lemur), 1581 nucleotides long. RefSeq names its product protein zyg-11 homolog B-like. NCBI's taxonomy places the organism in Eukaryota, Metazoa, Chordata, Mammalia, Dermoptera, Cynocephalidae. The record is from RefSeq and is a predicted model, not a curated record. Gene Ontology annotation, cellular component: Cul2-RING ubiquitin ligase complex. Bases 35 to 535 code for a protein of 166 amino acids. The transcript is spliced from 4 exons.